CCACACACACACACACACACAUAUAUAUAUAUAAAUAUCUCACUAAUUAAAUCUCGAUUAUCCUUGUUCAAAUUUGCACGUCUAUAAUCCAACAGUACAAUCCCAAAAUGAAUCCCAAAAUCAAAUGCUUAACUUUGAUAAUUGCAAUUUCUGCAGUACUUAUAUCAUCGACGGAUCUUAUUACAACCUUUACUCCAAAACAACCAUUACCAUCUCUCAAACACAUAGUUGAUCUUGCCUUGUUAUUACCAUCGUCGAUAAUGUCACCCCUUGUAUCAUGCCAUUUUAGCAGGCACCAUCGCAAAAAACGACCUGACACGGGUAAGACAACUUCCAUCUGUGAUGAUUUUCACCCUCAAUUUCCUUCGGUAGACCCAAACACAACCAUCAUUCUCUGCGUGGAUCGAAACGGGUGUUGUAAUUUCACGACCGUUCAAGCUGCCGUUGAUGCAAUUCCCACCACUAGUGGAAGUGGUGGUGGUGCUACAGCUCCUACCCAGAACAGAACCAUAAUAUGGAUCAAUUCUGGCCUUUACUAUGAGAAAGUGAUGAUUCCAAAAACGAAACCAAACAUAACAUUACAAGGACAAGGCUAUUUAACCACUGCAAUCGCCUGGAACAACACAGCAAAUUCAUCAGGUGGAACGUUCUAUAGUGGCUCCGUUCAAGUUUUCUCUGACAACUUUAUAGCUAAGAACAUAAGCUUUAUGAAUGUAGCUCCGAUUCCAAAGCCGGGGGAUGUUGGAGCUCAAGCAGUAGCAAUAAGGAUCUCAGGAGACCAAGCUGCGUUUUGGGGUUGUGGGUUUUUUGGAGCCCAGGACACACUCCAUGAUGAUAAGGGUCGUCAUUACUUCAAAGAUUGCUAUAUCCAAGGCUCCAUUGAUUUCAUCUUUGGAAAUGCAAAAUCUUUAUAUGAGGAUUGUCAAUUGACAUCGAUAGCGAAUCCAGUGGCAGCGGGAUCAAGAUUGAUAGACGGAAGUCUGACGGCGCAUGGGAGAGCUUUGAAGGAGGAUGACACAGGCUAUGUAUUCUUGAACUGCAUGAUUGGAGGGACAGGAAGAGUGUGGCUUGGGCGUGCUUGGAGGCCAUUUUCUCGCGUUGUCUUUGCCCUCACAACCAUGUCAGAUAUCAUAGCCCCAGAGGGCUGGAAUGAUUUCAACGAUCCAACCAGAGACCAGACUAUUUAUUAUGGAGAAUAUAAAUGUUCAGGAGCAGGAGCUAAUAUGAGUCUAAGAGCAUCCUAUGUACAGAGAUUGAAUGACACUGAGGCCUCUAAUUUCCUUAAUGUGUCUUUUAUUGGUGCAAAUCAAUGGUUGCAGCCCUUUAGUAACUAAUAAUUAUUAUUCCAUUUAUUAAUAAUGAAUAAUGCUAAUUGUACUUAAUAUAUAAACAUUAUUGAAUUAUUUUUAAUUAUUAUUCUUAUAUAAAAUAUACUAUCUGUUGGGGUUUUAUGCCCUAAUUAAAAACCGAAUUCUUUGUAAUCUCAUUUAUUAUCAAUAAAAGAA
This is a messenger RNA of Humulus lupulus (European hop), 1505 nucleotides long. RefSeq names its product probable pectinesterase 8. NCBI's taxonomy places the organism in Eukaryota, Viridiplantae, Streptophyta, Magnoliopsida, Rosales, Cannabaceae. Gene Ontology annotation, biological process: cell wall modification. Bases 108 to 1334 code for a protein of 408 amino acids. Gene Ontology annotation, molecular function: pectinesterase activity. The transcript has 5 exons. The record is from RefSeq and is a predicted model, not a curated record.